Molecule: messenger RNA, 1035 nt
Organism: Trematosphaeria pertusa
Lineage: Eukaryota; Fungi; Ascomycota; Dothideomycetes; Pleosporales; Trematosphaeriaceae
Exons: 1
Coding region: 302-898 (198 amino acids)
Source: RefSeq, a predicted model, not a curated record
UGGGGGUAGCAGUCUUUCUAUUUUCAAUGACAGAUCCCAUGGACGCGUCCAAUUCGAGGUGACGCGUUGUUUGUUGUUGUGAUGUCGUAAAUGACGGUCCGCCAACGCUCUUCACGACCGGUGAAUACGAGGGAGCCUCUGCUUUGGUAAGAUGAGCCCUGACUAGGAGAGCAAAUUGCGAAUUUGCGCCUUGUGGUCGGCCGAGUUUCGCUAUGGGGACGCUCCCGUAGUCGAGUGUGAUGGGUCAUUUGUCAUUUGCGCUUGGUGCGGUCUUCCCCUUUCGGUAUCCCAUGCCUCGGAAAUGAGCAGCCGACCCUUCAGUGCGAUGCUUUCGAACGCGAAGACAGAGGCCGAGAUGGUGCUCGUCGUAACACAAUCAAGGAAGAGUAACCUUCCAACAACGGCUUCGUCGCGUCUCAGAGAGAGCCGUGCUGGUGCUGCGAGUCGGGCGUUUAGGGAGCACCACGAGUCGCUUAUCUCUGCUGCAGCCGAGCACCGAUCGCCGGGCGCCGAGCCCGAAGAGGGAAGGACAAGCUUCCCAGCACCGGCACAUCCUGGCGCGGCAUGCGUCCUUUUCUCGAGAGAUUUGUGGGCAUGCUCUGAUUGGUGCCGCGGCGGGCCCGUGUUUGUGAUAGGUGGCUGGCCCUCAUCCGGGCAGUUGUCGGGGACCAAGACGGCGCCGGCGACUCUUGUCCCAGAGGUCCUGUUUAUUGAUGGCAGCCCUCCAACAUGUUGGGAUCGGUCGCUGGUCGAUGCCAUCACCGUCCGACCGCGUAUGGUGCGCACUGUAUCGGGCCCGCUGGCAGCAUGGGCGCGGCAAAGGCUGGCUGAGGACGUCACGCCGAUGAGAAAGGCUCGGCUGCAUAUCCCCGCAAGCCGUCGAUGUCAUGGUUCUUGAAACCGGAGGCGGGUGAUUGGCUGCGGAGGGGUGCAUAAGCGUCCGCCAAGGGCUUGGCCGCCGCUUCGGAUUGAUGUGCAUGGAUCAGAGCGUUGCUGGCGCGAACGAACGGGCGCUGGUCGUGCAUAAAAUUUCUG